Molecule: messenger RNA, 879 nt
Organism: Sturnus vulgaris (Common starling)
Lineage: Eukaryota; Metazoa; Chordata; Aves; Passeriformes; Sturnidae
Gene: ZCCHC17
Product: zinc finger CCHC-type containing 17
Biological process (GO): RNA stabilization
Molecular function (GO): RNA binding; zinc ion binding
Source: RefSeq, a predicted model, not a curated record
UUGGUGUUGCUGGCCCGGGCGCUAACGAGCUCCCACCGCCCCGCGGGCUCUGGGAAGAGCCGUCUUGUCCCACGGCGCCAGUCUGGUAUCCUGGAGAGAGGAUGCGGUAGCGUGGGGUGAAUGCAGCUGGCUGGCACGGGACCUGUGGAGGCGAUGGAGCCGCUCCCCGAACUCUACUCCAUCUUCCAGGGCGAGGUUGCUGCAGUGACAGAUUAUGGGGCAUUUAUCAAAAUCCCAGGCUGCAGGAAACAAGGCCUUGUCCACAGGACUCACAUGUCCUCCUGCCGUGUGGACAAACCCUCUGAGAUUGUUGAUGUUGGGGACAAAGUCUGGGUGAAGCUCAUUGGGAAGGAGAUGAAGGAUGACAAGCUGAAGCUCUCCCUCUCCAUGAAGGUUGUUCACCAAGGCACAGGGAAAGACCUGGACCCCAACAACGUUUCCCUUGAUCAGGAUGAGAGGAAGAAACGAACCUUCAGGGACUACACGAGCCAGAAGAUCACCCUGGAGGCCGUCCUGAAUACAGUGUGCAAGAAAUGUGGCUGCAAAGGUCACUUUGCCAAGGAGUGUUUCAUGCAGCCUGGAGGAACCAAAUACAGCCUCAUUCCAGAGGAGGAGGAGGAAGAGGAGGGAGCAGCAGCAGGACCUGAAGGGGAUAAAAGGAUCAGCCAGGCUGAGGAGUCUUCAAAAAAGAGGAAAAAGGAGAAGAAGAAAAAGAAGAAGCACAAGGCCAAGCAGUGCUCGGAGUCAGACUCAGACAGCUCAGCCUCGGACAGUGAUGGAGCUCAGCCCUCCAGCAAGAGGCCCAAGCACUCAGGGAAAGCCAGCAGGGCUCCCAAAAAGAAGAAGAAGAAGAAGCACAAGAAGUAGCCCUGGGAUGAG